This is a messenger RNA of Scedosporium apiospermum, 948 nucleotides long. Its product is annotated as NUDIX domain-containing protein. Gene Ontology annotation, molecular function: 8-oxo-dGDP phosphatase activity. The record is from RefSeq and is a predicted model, not a curated record. Lineage: Eukaryota; Fungi; Ascomycota; Sordariomycetes; Microascales; Microascaceae. The transcript has 2 exons. The coding region runs from base 1 to 948 and encodes 315 amino acids.
AUGGCCCAACGCGCAACCAGCCUCCUGGAACUCGUCGACGUGGUGGACAACGUCCCCUCUGAUUUCGACUUCACCACCCUCUACCGCCUCUACCUCUCCGACGACCCCCGCCCCCACGGCGUCCUCCUCCCCGCCAACGUCUCCCGCCUCCCGUGGACAUCCGCCUUCCAAAUCGACCAUGCCGCCCGCACCAUCCACCUCGCCGACACAUCCUCCGGCGCCUCGCCCGGUCCCGCCCUCUCCGCCUCCCUAGCAGAGGUCAUCGACGCCGCCCUCGAAGCUGACGUCUUCCCCCAGCUCCGCCGCCAGCACAGCGAGCCCUACCGCAUCAUCGGCGCGAAUCACUUCGUCACGCUCGAACGAUGGCCGUCACCCAUCUUUGGCGUCGCGAGUAGGGGCGCGCAUUUGACGGCUUAUGUUGGCCGGGGCGCGGAUAUGAAGAUUUGGAUUGCCCAGAGGAGUAAGAACAUCUAUACGUAUCCGGGCAAGUUGGAUACAUCGGUUGCGGGAGGGGUCAAGGCGACGGAUAGUCCGGGGGAUUGUAUCGUCGCAGAGGCCUGGGAGGAGGCGUCGUUGGACGGCAAGUUUGUUAGGGACAAUGCCAAGUCGGUUGGCAUGGUUUCGUACGUUGGGGAGAAUAAGCGCAAUGGCACCAUUCAGCCAGUCGUGCUGUACCUCUACGACCUGGAGAUGCCCGAGGGCAUGGAGCUGAAGCCCCAGGAUGAUGAGGUGGAGUACUUCGUGGUCAUGAGCGUCGAGGAGGUGCGGAAUGCCAUGAUGGAGUACAAGUUCAAGCCUAAUUGCUGUCUGGUCAUGAUUGAUUUCUUCGUGAGGCAUGGCAUUAUCACAGACGAGAACGAGGAGGAUUACCUCGAGUUGAUCACGAGGCUGAGGAGGAAGCUCCCCGUGCCUGUCUCGCCGAGCAAGUUGAGCAAGCCCGCCCUGUAG